AGUACUUCUUUUACAUUCCAAACCCUAAUUUUCUCACACAUCUUUUUAACCCUAAAAAAACAUCCUUUUCUUCACACGAAUCUAAAAAAUCAAAACUUAAAAUCAAGAUCCAAAAUUCCAUUAAAAUCUUUUCCAUUUUGUUGAACCAGCAUGAGCCCUGUUUUCCAAAUUUAACAAAGGUAGACGAUUGCUACUUUGAGUUCAUCUGAUGGGUGCUCCUAAGCAGAAAUGGACAAGUGAAGAAGAAGCAGCUCUGAAAGCUGGAGUCGUUAAGCACGGGGCAGGAAAAUGGCGUACCAUUCUUAAAGAUCCUGAAUUUAGCGGUGUGUUGUACCUGCGCUCAAAUGUAGAUCUUAAGGACAAAUGGAGGAACAUGAGCGUAAUGGCUAAUGGAUGGGGAUCCCGGGAGAAGGCUAGGUUAGCUCUAAAAAGAGUGCAACAUGGCACUAAGGAUGACAACUCUAUGGCACACGCAAACGCAGAUGACACUGAUGAAGACUCAGGUGAUACCAGGCCUCUACCAUCUUCUAGUAGCUCUCCACAUCUUGGUCGUUCGAAAGGGUCUAUGAUAAGGUUGGACAACCUUAUAUUGGAGGCCAUCAGCAACUUGAAGGAGCCUGGUGGCUCUAACAAGACUACAAUAGGCACAUACAUAGAGGAUCAAUAUUGGGCACCUCCAAAUUUUAAGAGACUUCUGUCAAUGAAAUUAAAAUAUCUGACUCAAACUGGUAAACUUUUCAAGGCAAAACGCAAAUACAGAAUUCCGUUAGCAAAGGUAGUACCGGAGAAGAAAAAUAUUCCAACCAUGUUACGUAUUGAAGGAAGGCAGGCCGGUUCAUCUCCUAUGAGGGUAGAUAAGAAAGAUGAAUUGAGUGUUCCUACAAAAGGUAAAAUUGAUUUAGAAUUACAGAAGAUGAAGAGUAUGACUCAACAGGAAGCAGCUGCAGCUGCGGCGCAAGCGGUUGCAGAGGCAGAAGCUGCCAUUGCAGAAGCAGAAGAGGCAGCAAGGGAGGCAGAGGCAGCCGAGGCUGAUGCAGAAGCGGCUCAGGCAUUUGCAGAUGCUGCAAUGAAGACACUCAAAGGGAGAACUGCACAAAGGCUGAUGAUUCGUGCUUGAUGUUAACGGGCAUUUAGAAAAGUUUCUGCUAUACAUAUUGUUGGAUGAACUUUGCAGCUGUAAAUAUCGUUUGGUCAUAGUUUGUUAAACCAGAAUUCUUCAACUGGUAAAUUAACAUUUGGUUGAUAGUUUAUUUUUGGUAGAGUAAGAUAGAAUAAAAACUACUUGAAGCUGCUGGUUGCCAGCAUUAUUUUGAUUUUAUGCUA
This is a messenger RNA of Erigeron canadensis, 1323 nucleotides long. Its product is annotated as telomere repeat-binding factor 1. The record is from RefSeq and is a predicted model, not a curated record. Bases 209 to 1117 code for a protein of 302 amino acids. Gene Ontology annotation, biological process: nucleosome assembly. NCBI's taxonomy places the organism in Eukaryota, Viridiplantae, Streptophyta, Magnoliopsida, Asterales, Asteraceae. Gene Ontology annotation, molecular function: double-stranded telomeric DNA binding. Gene Ontology annotation, cellular component: nucleosome. The transcript has 7 exons.